Messenger RNA from Falco peregrinus (peregrine falcon), 2418 nucleotides. It is a transcript of the gene LRRTM2, whose product is annotated as leucine rich repeat transmembrane neuronal 2. NCBI's taxonomy places the organism in Eukaryota, Metazoa, Chordata, Aves, Falconiformes, Falconidae. The transcript is spliced from 2 exons. Bases 551 to 2101 code for a protein of 516 amino acids. The record is from RefSeq and is a predicted model, not a curated record. Gene Ontology annotation, cellular component: extracellular matrix. Gene Ontology annotation, molecular function: protein binding.
CAGUGGUCUUUAACACGAUCACAGUAUGCACCACAAUGCUUUAAAACAGCAAAGCUUCUGGAAAACCCAAACAAAAGGAACGUCACCAGGUGACGUCAGCCUAUAUACAGCCCUGUGUGGUCACAGCGCAUAAGCAAAUCCAUUCUUGUACCGCUUCCCUGAAAAGCUUUUCAGUAAAUGCACUCAUGCUACUACAGGAGCUUCUCUCAGCAAUAAGCCACCCAUCUGCCAUCAACAAGUUAGGACUAAAGGAAGCCACAGCUGCGGAAAAAGAAAACGUGAGCUUCAAUUAAACAGCUGAGCAGCCACAGAGGACGAAAACUUGUCUUAAGAGUUGAUUUAAAAAUUGCAGACCUGUCAGAGGAGAUCAAGCCAGUGAUUUCAAAAGGAAUAUUCCAGGAGAGCAUCGUGGAUUCAAUUUUGCACUAAUAUCAAAGGACACUAAACCCAGUAAAUUAUUCAAAGGCUAUCUUACAUUAGAGCCUUUUACAGACUCACCGUGUUGAGUCUAAAACUACGACUGAAUGCAACCUCCAAUGUACUCAAAAGAAUGGGCUUACAUUUCAAGUGGCCAUUAGGGGCUCGUAUGCUGGCAGCACUAUAUGCAAUGAGUAUGGUUUUAAAAAUGCUGCCUGCCUUGGGCAUGGCUUGUCCACCAAAAUGUCGCUGUGAGAAGCUGCUCUUUUACUGUGACUCUCAGGGGUUUCACUCAGUGCCAAACACCACUGAAAAGGGCUCGCUAGGUUUGUCACUGAGGCACAAUUAUAUUUCUGAACUUGAAAGGGAUCAAUUUGCAAGCUUCAGUCAACUUACUUGGCUUCACUUAGAUCAUAAUCAAAUUGCAACAGUCAGAGAAGAUUCUUUUCAAGGACUGUAUAAACUUAAGGAAUUAGUCUUAAGUUCCAACAAAAUCUUUCAUUUGCCAAACACAACUUUUAGCCAACUGCUUAACCUGCAGAAUUUGGACCUCUCUUUUAAUCAGUUAUCCUCUCUGCACCCCGAGCUCUUCUACGGCCUUCGCAAGCUACAGACCUUGCACUUGCGAUCCAACUCUCUGCGGACCAUCCCGGUCCGCCUGUUCUGGGACUGUCGUAGCCUGGAGUUCCUGGAUUUGAGCACAAACCGCUUGCGAAGUUUGGCUCGCAAUGGAUUUGCGGGAUUAAUCAAGCUGAGGGAGCUUCACCUAGAGCACAACCAGCUGACAAAGAUUAAUUUUGCUCACUUCCUCCGGCUGAGCAGCCUGCACACCCUCUUCUUGCAGUGGAACAAAAUUAGCAACUUGACAUGUGGGAUGGAGUGGACCUGGGGCACCUUAGAAAAGCUCGAUUUGACUGGAAACGAGAUCAAAGCCAUUGACCUAACCGUCUUUGAAACUAUGCCUAACCUUAAAACCCUCCUAAUGGAUAACAACAAGCUCACCACUCUGGAUUCCAAGAUCCUAAGUUCCCUGACAGCCCUCACCACCGUGGGCCUCUCCGGCAAUCUGUGGGAAUGCAGCCCAAAGAUCUGCGCCUUGGCCACAUGGUUGAGUGGCUUCCAAGGUCGGUGGGAGCACUCCAUCCUCUGCCAUAGCCCCGACCACACCCAGGGAGAGGACAUUCUGGAUGCAGUGUAUGGUUUUCAGCUUUGCUGGAAUUUAUCGACUGUUGUUACGCCCGUGGCUACGACAUACACAGCUCCAACUACCGAGUACACAAAAAGAAUAAGCUCUUCUCAUUUCCAUAUGGGAGACAAAGAGAUUCCAACUACGGCAGGCAUGGUCGUUACCACCGAAGAACAUUUCCCUGAGCCAAACAAUGCCAUCUUCACUCAGAGGGUAAUUACAGGAACAAUGGCUUUAUUGUUUUCUUUCUUUUUUAUCAUUUUUAUAGUGUUCAUCUCCAGGAAGUGCUGCCCUCCCACAUUACGAAGAAUUAGGCAGUGCUCAAUGAUCCAAAACCACAGGCAGCUCCGAUCCCAAACACGGCUGCAUAUGGCAAAUAUAUCAGACCAAGGACCCUAUAACGAAUAUGAACCCACCCACGAAGGACCCUUCAUCAUCAUUAAUGGCUACGGACAGUGCAAGUGUCAGCAGCUGCCAUAUAAAGAAUGUGAAGUAUAAUACCUACAUGCCAUCAAAAAUUAAAUCAGAUAAGUAACCUAUUUUAAAAUUGUAGGGGACCUACAUCAGAUUCUAAUUUUUACAAAUGUUGACAUAAAGCCUAAUUUUCCAAGCUACUUAAUGGAAACAUUGUUUAUGGAGUGGUGCCGUAUUUUUAAGUUUUUUUAAAAAAUAAAUCCAUAAUAUUUUCAGUGUUAAAGAAGCAAUGAUUACAUUAAACUUGCACUCCUAAUGUUUAAAAGUCUAAAGAGAUGCUCACCUCAAACUAUGUAAAAUGUUUCAUGUUAUGUAAUUAUAUGACUGUGUGUAAACAUUUA